Messenger RNA from Paramecium sonneborni, 2185 nucleotides. Lineage: Eukaryota; Ciliophora; Oligohymenophorea; Peniculida; Parameciidae. The record is from the annotation of a GenBank genome assembly.
AUGAAUUCUUAAAUGGAAAGAAACUCUGAUCCUCCUCGUACUAAUGUGAUUUUGGUUGUUAUAACUAAUAAGGCUAAUAAAACCUUGAGUCAUGAUAAAUAUUUUAAAGUUUUUAGCCCUUUUGGUACCAUAUAGAGAGUAAGUUGUAUUAAAUGAUUGUUUAGAUGCUCAUCUUUGAGAGAUCGCUCACUUGGAAAACCUUUGUAGAGUUUGAUAAUCCAGAAUCAGCCCUUAGAGCUAGAUCAUAAAUGAAUGAUAAGUUCUUUUGUGAUGAUAAUACAUUAUUAAUGAAUGUAUAUGCAAGCAAAUUAACUUACAUUACAUUCUAAGAAAAUAAUACUGGGGGUGUAGGUAUAGCGUUAUUAAUUAGUAGAUUACACAUAGUUAAGAAAAAAAGAAGUUUCUCCUCCUAAUGAAGUGAUUUAAUCUUCUUCAUCCAUAAAAAGUAGUAAUCCCAUUCCUCCUUAAUAAAACUUCUAAUUCUUAUAAUCCCAAAUGUAAUUUUAACAUCAAAUGUCUUAAUAAAUCUAAUAAAUCAAUUCCUUAAUGGGAUAAUUACAAUAGGUUUGUGCAGAAGGUUUUGUUACACCUUUACAAUAAACAACUGAUCUAUAAAACUAAAUUGAAAAGUAAUAGUCAAUUUUAAAAGACAUUUACGAUUUUUAAUUGAAAUUUUCUAAUCUUACAGACAAUUAUUAAAAUUUCCUAUAAGAAUACAAUUAACUUGAUGAUUAAAAAUCUGUUAGUGUAUAAUCAAGUAAUAAUGGAAAAUAAAAUAGAAAAAAAUUAACACUUCCAAAUGAUAAAAAGACUAUAAAUGGAGAUUAAAUUGAAUUUAUUUAAAGUUAUCAUGAAACUGAUAUUACUAAGGAUGUUAUGUUUCAUAGUUCUGAUAAACUUAUUGAUUAAAUCUAGGUUUAAAAAAUGUACUUGAGUGAAGGAAAAAGUGUUACUAAAGCAGAAGAUCUUAAUUUUAACGGAUUAGGUUUAAGAGAUUCAGAAGGAGAAGAUGAUAAUUUAUAAGAAUAUGAGGAAGAAUUAUUAUAAUUUGAUAAUGAUGUUGAAAAUGAUGAUUAUGAAAUCAAUAAUGAAUUAUUCAAAUUUGUUGAUUAAAAUUAAGAGUUUUCUGAAGGAGAAAAAUAAAAGAUUUUUAGUAAAUUAAAUCAAGAUAUGCUCUUUGAUAAAAAUGAUAAUUAAGUAGUAGCACGUCAAGUUGAAAAAUAAACAUAAAAAAAUACUAUUGAAUAAUCAUCUAGAAGUGUUGAUAAUAUUGAUUAAUUAAUAAGUAAAGGAAAGAUAUAAAGAUAAAAUACUUAAAGUACUUCAAAAAGUUAGAAUCUACAAUAAUAAUAAGAAAAAUUAGAAGAAUAUGUGAAUCCUUUAUUUUUUAAAAGUAUAAUUAUUUAUUGAUUUUAGCACUACGUAAAUCUAAAGUUAUUUAUGCAAGAUGGUUUGACAAAAAAGUUGUUACAUCUACUAUGCUUUAUAAUAUAUUUAGUAUUUAUGGGAAUAUAGAUAAAAUGAUAUAUUUAAAAGAGAGAUCAAGUUGUCUGAUUUAAUAUGUAACGUAAGAUCAUGCAGCAAUUGCAAAAGAAGCUCUUAAUGAUAUAAUGUUUUAUGGAUAAUAAAUCAAAGUAUAGAAUUAUUUUAAUUAGAUCUUUUUUUCAAAUUAUGAGGAAAUAUCCUUAAAAACAUAACCUACAAAACCAGGUGAAAUAGCUUCAGAUAUUAAAACCUAAGAAGAAUAUUUUUAGGGAGGAGAAGAAACUCAUCGUAUUAAACCUGAUUCCACUUAUACUCUUGCUCCACCAUGUGAUACAAUCUAAGUUUCUAAUCUUACUAGAAACUCUUGUCAAAAUUCGAUCAUGUCAUAAUAUAUGCAGGAUUUUGGAUAAAUCAAAGCAUUGAAGUAUAUAUUAUAAUACUUAUAUUUAGAAUUCUAACUACCGGUAAUAAAUAUUUGUGUAUUCUAAAAUAUGCUACUACUGAAGUGGCAUUGACAGUUUUAGCAAAUAUGAAUGGAUUAGAAUUAGAUGGAAAGUAAUUAUAUGUUUUAAUAUAUAUUUAGACCUAUAUAAAUUAACUUUUCUAAACAAAAAUUAUGAUUGGUUGAUUUAUCAAUUAUUCGGAUUAAUAUUACAAUAUACAACCUACUUUUUUUAUUUUCAUUAAUUCAAAUCAAUAA